ACAUCACAUCCCGGUUAGUAUUUGUCAUAAUGCCAUUUGUGCCUCACAAAACACAUAUUGUAAAUGUAGUCUGUGAUUAAUCAUGUUUUCAACAGGAGGAGCAGAGAUUCCUUCUGGCAGCAUUGUUCCAGAUACUGAUGGUGCUGCCAAAUCACAUACACCAGACAUGAGGAGGAGGAGGAAGACUCCACUGAGCCCAUUCAAAGUGCCAGACAAUAAUAGCCUUUUCCUGCUGAGUGUAAAUGAAAAAAGGGACAAAAAAGAGGAGAUGCAUAAAUUCCUGGCUUUGCCAAUUCAUGAGAAGAGGACCCACGCUGCUCGAAUGAUGGCCAAGCUGAGGAAAGAGCUGGAAGAACAAGUGGAGGAGGAGGUGGAGGAGGAGGAGGAGGAGGAAAAGGAGAAGAUAAAGAAUAUGAAACCAAUCAAGAGUAGGACAGUUCUCCCUAAACAAACACCUGCCAGACGUGAGCUGAAGAUGGCCAUGAUGAAACGAGAGAAUGUCACAAAAGACAGCAAACAUGACUUAAUCUUCAUGGAACGGCAGAAGGCAGUGUUGGAGUUAUCUCUGAUGACAAAGAGGUCUGAGAUCAUGAAGAUGGACAAGGCCCUUGAAAAAGAGGAGAGACAGCUGAGACAGCUUGAAAGAAUCAUUGAGAGAGACAACCUCCUCUUUGAGGAGUUCCUCAGGGAGAACGAGAAGAAGUCUGUGGAGGCCAGAACAUUUUUCGAACAGGAGGCCAAGUCCAAACAGGAGAAGAAUACUGAGAUCAAGAAACUGAAUGCUGAAAUAGGGAGCAUAAAGAGUGAAAUUGCCAAGUUUGAGGAAAUCCUGAUAGACUACAUAAGAUACAAGCAGCUUCUGUUUGAGUUGUCUCCUCCAGAGUGGCAGGAGGCGCAGAACGCUUUGAAAGCUAAAGUCGUGUCUGAAGGAGAUGCUCAGAACCAGCAGAACAGGGACCCUGAGGAGUUCGAUAUUAGAAAUGGUUUGGACGGCGAGGAUGCCGGUCCAGGUCAGGAGCUGCCGUCAAUCACAGACACCAGGCGGUCCUCAGCCCACAACGACACACUGAUCACAGCUUCUAGACUGGACGACAGCUCAGAAUAUGAGGAUGAGCCACAGCUGUACUUCACUGAUCCCCAGCAGCUAAUAGAUCUGGUGACAGAGCUGACAGAGCAGAACUUGUCCCUGAUUCAGAACUCUACCAGGGUGGAAGAGACCUUGGAAGAGCUCAGACAGUCCAUGGAGACAACCAGGAUAAAGAUUGAAAUAGAUGAAGAGCAGUUAACACUGCAGCUCAACGACAUAAACCAUAGAAUCGACGUAGAGACGGCAAGAGGCAACAAGCUCAGACAGAAGGUCCAGCUCCAUGUGUCACUGAACACUGAAGACCAGGAUGUGAUGUUGGACGCUCUGGGCGAGAAGGUGGUAGAGGUGCAUCACUGCUGCGUGGAUGACAGGAUCACCAACCUCAGCACCUUGGAGAAGCUGGCCAACAUCGAGAGCCGCAUGUCUUUACUGAUGCAGAGCCUGGAGAACAUCCCAGAGGAAAGCUUAGAGAUGAUGAAGAAGAUCAAGGACAGCGAGAGGAGGAGCAGACAGCGUGAGGAGAAGCAGAGAGAGCAGAGAGAGAAACAAAAGGAACGGAUGAGGAGGUAUUUGGAGAGAUCUUUGGCUGACUCCAAGAAAGUAAGUGGGAGGAAGCUCAUGCCCAGAUAUAAGCCUGUUGCCCAGAAAGUCAGAGUCAGCAAUGUGGACAACACCCCUGCUGAAGAUGAGCUGCAUGCCUACCUCUUCAUCGCUGAUGACAUAGAUUAAAAAACCCAAAAUAAAACCAAUAACAAUCAUUAAAUCGACACCAGCUGACGUUUUCAUAGUAAUAUCAUCAUAGUGUGAGAUAAAAGACCAGGGCAAUAAUGUGCAUGUGUAAAAGAACUAUGUGAAGUAUAAUAAAGAUAUCU
This is a messenger RNA of Centropristis striata (black sea bass), 1959 nucleotides long. RefSeq names its product cilia and flagella associated protein 100 (gene cfap100). The transcript has 14 exons. The coding region runs from base 83 to 1816 and encodes 577 amino acids. Lineage: Eukaryota; Metazoa; Chordata; Actinopteri; Perciformes; Serranidae. The record is from RefSeq and is a predicted model, not a curated record.